Brugia malayi is the source of this 1239-nucleotide messenger RNA. RefSeq lists its product as uncharacterized. NCBI's taxonomy places the organism in Eukaryota, Metazoa, Nematoda, Chromadorea, Rhabditida, Onchocercidae. The transcript is spliced from 5 exons. The record is from RefSeq and is a predicted model, not a curated record. Bases 1 to 1239 code for a protein of 412 amino acids.
AUGUUUAAAAGCCUUUUUCGUCCGCGACGAUCAAAUAAAGAGAAUGAAAAUCAAGAACAGUAUUUGCAACAACAACGACAACAUUCUGCCAAUGAAUUUGAACGCAAUUCAUCCUCUUAUAAAUCACUAAGAAGUGCGCGUGAAAAGCGGUCAUUCCACUCAUCUCAUCAUCAUCGAGGAAGUGCAGGUACUGCGGUGGAUGACGGUCUUCCUGCGUCCACAUCACCGUAUCAUAUUGCCAUCCAGAAGAAAUACCCACGCGGUACGCAGUCAUGCUAUGAUGGUCUCGGUGAUGACUUCGAUCGAUUUUCCACCAUGAAUAGGUCCUUUGUUAGUGUGACACAUUCAAAAUACAAGCCUUCACGCCGUGAAUACAUAAAUAUUAUGCGUCGUAGUCGUUUGAAUUCAGAAUGUGACAGUUGUAAUUUGUCACUGAACACUCCACUUCCCUAUAACAGAGACUUAGAUGAUUCGGAUGCAGAGACAUGGAAUUCGGAAAGGAUUAUUAAGGAACUUCGAGCCGAAUUAAGGGCUACAAACGAACGCAAGAAUUAUUAUAAAGAUUUGUACAAACGUGAACGGCAAGAUAGGAUACGUGAUCGCGAGUUACGUGAUUUGGUAGAGAAGAAACUUAUGGAUGAUCUCAGAAAUAAAGAAAUGGAAUGCUCUAAUAAUUUACUGCGAAUUAAAGUUCUUGAACAGCAGCUCCAGCAUCGCUCCAGUUUUCCGCCCACCAUUCGUGAAUCCUCCUUUCACGUUCCACAUUUCUGCACACCAUCAUCAUCUAAUACUGGAUCAACAAUGGCUGGAGCAGGCGAAGCUCUGUCCAGUACUUCCGAACUGUUUGCUGUCCGAAGUGCCUAUCUCAUAAAUCCUGUGUUCGGCAACACGGGAGUAGCAGGAACGGCAAAUGUAGUAGUAUCCGGCAAUCUCAGUGAAUUACCAGAUGAAAUGAAAGUUUUCCGACAACCUGAUGAAUUGCCGUUGGAAUUAGCACGGGAUAGCAGUAUCAUAGAUACGCCAUUUGAUGUUAGAAAUGAUAAUGCAAUAAAAAUAUCCGCCAAUUCGUCAGGCGUUUCUUUCGCAAAUCGUGAAAAUUUAAAUGGAACAGUACUGGAAGAAGAUCGUCAAUCUGAUAACGGUUAUGGCACCACUUCGGAAUGUGCCUCUGAGCUUGUUCGAAUUAUACGUCGGGUACAUAGUGAUUCUGAAAUACCACUGAAAGUCAUACAGGCAUAA